GACGAGCAUUGAGGGUCUGUCAGGGCUGGAGAAUGGAUCUGAAAAUGCUCCUAAUCUUCAUUGCAUUUCUGCUUCCCACUGUACUGGGCUUCCCUAUUCAGAACAACUAUGAAAACAGCACAGCAACAACAGAAUCUACUCAGGUUACUACAGAAGAGGAUAUAUAUGACUCUCCAUCGCCAGCAGAGACAGACUCUGAAGAUGAACUUAUUUUUAACAGAAUUUUGGAAGUUAACAAAGACAGCUCUCAGUACUUGCAAGAAGGUGACAUAGUCCCUCGAAGGAGCCGCAGUGCCAUCAACUGUCGCAAUUGCUAUUGGCCUCAGUCCAGGGAUGGGAUUGUUCGUAUUCCCUAUGUCUUGGAUCCUACAUAUGAGGAGAACCACGUAAAAGGGAUUCGUGAAGCCAUGGCAGAAUUUGAAACACUGACUUGUAUUAAUUUUGUGAAACGCAAGACAGAACGUGACUACCUCAUCAUUAGAUCUGCUGAUGGGUGCUGGUCCAACUAUGGAAAAGUAGGAGGUGGACAGACGAUAUCUGUGAUGAAAGGAGGCUGUAUGUGGAAAGGAAUUAUUCAGCACGAACUGGACCACGCUCUGGGGUUUUUGCAUGAACAUUCUCGAAGUGACAGGGACAAAUAUGUAAGGAUCAUGUGGGAGUACAUCAGCCCAGCUGACAGACCAGACUUCAAGAAAUUUGAAAACUCCAACAAUCUCGGUCUUCCCUAUGACUAUUCUUCAGUAAUGCACUAUGGCCCACACACAUUCACUAAUACCACUGGAAAAGCAACAAUUGUACCGGUUCCUGAUGGAUCAGUACAUAUUGGACAGAGGCUGGGGCUGAGCAACUUGGAUGUGGCCAAAAUCAACAGGCUUUACAAUUGCAGUCGCUGCAGCACGAUUAUUGAUGCAGCAUUUGGGUCACUGAAAUCUGCCAACUACCCAAGAAACUAUUCAGAUAACACCAACUGUGUCUGGCUUAUCCGAACUCGAUCCAGAAAGAUUUCUCUACACUUUCGUGCCUUUGAGCUGAGGACAACCAGAGGCUGUCAGGGUGAUUACGUUAAAGUUUAUGAUGGAUCCAGCAAGUAUUCUACAGUUUUAAUGGACAAAACCUGUGGAUCACAGAUACCCACUGAUGUAGUUUCUUCUAGCAAUCUUAUGCUCAUAGAGUUUGUCACAGAUGGUGCUGAUACAGCUUCUGGUUUCCAAGCCACCUUUACUUCUGCAAAGAUCCAAAGAAGAUUUAAGAUCCGCAACUGAUUUAAUGAAGAAGAAUCUAUUCUGUGAAUAUUGAAAUUACGGAUUUCCAAAUCUGCUCCUAUCUUGGCUUGGAUCAGUAUGCAAUUUAAUUCUAUUAAGAAUCAAAUUCUUCGUCUUCUUGGAAAAGUUUUUUCCCCAAGCCAUAUAAAUGUAUGAAUUCUAUACAUCCUAGUGUAUUACCCCUUUUGUCUGCACAAUUAAUUUAUUACCUCUUUCUAUUUAACAAUUUAAUUAAAAGCUUCAUAGAAAAA
Messenger RNA from Gallus gallus (chicken), 1513 nucleotides. Its product is annotated as astacin like metalloendopeptidase. The record is from RefSeq and is marked validated. Gene Ontology annotation, molecular function: metalloendopeptidase activity; zinc ion binding. Lineage: Eukaryota; Metazoa; Chordata; Aves; Galliformes; Phasianidae. Bases 33 to 1262 code for a protein of 409 amino acids. The transcript is spliced from 13 exons. Gene Ontology annotation, biological process: proteolysis.